UGCUCUUUUACAGGAAAGGAAGCUGACUGAGUGAGUGAGCUGCUGCUGCUGCUGAGCACUACACACAGAUAGCACUGGGAUCUCCACACAAAUUGCCGGUUGUGUGGCUAUUGUUGUUUUAAAUUAAAAGUUGCUUUCAUUCCAUUUCGGGACGGGCUCCGUUCCCUGCAAACCAAGGCAUGGAUCAGUGCUGGUACCACGGAACCAUUACCCGUUCAAGAGCUGAGGACCUGCUCUCUAAAAUAGGCAAGGAUGGAAGCUUUCUUGUGCGGGCCAGUGAGUCUAUCCCCUCAGCAUACGCCCUCUGUUUGCUGUAUCGGAACUGUGUGUAUACCUACAGGAUUCUACCUAAUAAAGAAAACAAGCUAGUUAUCCAGGCAUCGGAAGGUGUUCCAGUACAGUAUUUCAACAACUUGGAUGAACUGAUAGAGUUUUACAAGAAAGAGAAUGUGGGUCUGAUUCGGAGCCUUAAAUUCCCAAUCCAGAAAGAAGAGGAGGAGACAACAGAGGAGCCAGAAGAGGAUAUGGAUCCUGUACCAGUACCACCCACAUUACCUCCACGCUGCAUUUCAGUACCACCCCUGGUAACUGAGGCAAAAGAAGAUUUUUCUCCAAAUGAAUAUGCCCAGGUGUCAGAAAUGAGCCAACUAUCCCUUUCUGAAACAUUGCUCCAGCGAUUACAGCACCAAGACACCAGCAGUAUACCAGAAGAGCAGCUCAAACUGAUCCAGGAUUAUUUGCGAGUUCACAUCACCAGUGAUCUCGAAACAGUACAGCUCGGGUCUUGGAAUCUCCCUCAGCUGAAGAAAUUGCUUGCAGUACUUUGCAAAGGACUUUUCAGUGAGGCGUCUCGGAUUCUUCCAUCUCUGGAGUCCAUCCAGAUGGUGUUUGACCAGCAGCUGCCUCCUGGGAUCCAUCGACAUUCUCAGCCAUCUUGUGAAGCCAACCGUGCCAAACUUGUCCAGUUGACAGGCGUGCUUGCUUCCAUUGAAGACAAGGUGAAAAAACUGUUGAUUGAAGGGCCUGAGUCAACACAUCGACGUUCACUUAUCCCUCCUGUAACCUUUGAGGUGAAAACAGAUUCUCUUGGAAUUCCUUCUAAAAUACAUCUUAAAGUUGAUGUUGAGUUGGGAAAACUCAUUAUCAAGAAAGCUAAGGAUGGCCCUGAAGACAAGUUCUACACUCACAAAAAAAUUCUACAGCUCAUCAAGUCUCAGAAGUUCCCUAAUAAACUGGUGAUUGUACUGGAGACAGAAAAAGAGAAAACACACCGAAAAGAAUAUGUAUUUGCUGACUCUAAGAAGAGAGAAGGCUUCUGCCAACUUCUACAGCAAAUGAAGAAUAAGCAUUCUGAGCAACCAGAGCCUGAUAUGAUCACCAUCUUCAUUGGGACCUGGAACAUGGGUGAUGCUCCUCCACCAAAGAAGAUCAGCUCCUGGUUUCUCUCUAAGGGGCAGGGGAAGACUCGAGACGACACGGCUGACUACAUUCCACAUGACAUCUAUGUGAUUGGCACACAGGAGGACUCCCUGGGAGAGAAAGAAUGGCAAGAGAUUUUAAGACAAUCCUUGCAAGAGAUUACCAGUAUCAGCUUCAAAGUGAUAGCAAUCCAUACCCUCUGGAACAUCAGGAUUGUUGUCCUGGCCAAGCCAGAACAUGAGAAUCGCAUAAGCCAUCUCUGCAUUGACAAUGUGAAGACAGGAAUUGCAAAUAGACUGGGCAACAAAGGAGCCGUUGGGGUGUCAUUCAUGUUUAAUGGAACCUCCUUUGGUUUUGUGAACAGCCAUUUGACUUCAGGAAGUGAAAAGAAACACAGGCGAAACCAGAACUACACAAGUAUUCUACGUUUUUUGUCACUGGGAGACAAGAAGUUGAGUCCAUUUAACAUCACUCACCGCUUUACUCAUCUUUUCUGGCUGGGAGACCUGAACUACCGCUUAGAGUUGCCCCCAAUGGAAGCAGAGAGUAUCAUCCAUAAGAUCAAACAGCAGCAGUACACAGAGCUGCUUGGUGUCGACCAGCUUCUCAUGGAAAAGAAGGAUCAAAAGGUGUUUCUGCAGUUUGAGGAAGAAGAAAUAACAUUUGCCCCAACCUAUCGCUUUGAAAGGAACACCCGGGAGAAUUAUGUCUACACCAAGCAGAAAGCAACAGGGAUGAAAUACAAUUUGCCAUCCUGGUGCGAUCGAGUGCUCUGGAAAUCAUAUCCCCUGGUGCAUGUGGUGUGUCAGUCUUAUGGAUGCACCAGUGAUAUCAUGACAAGUGACCACAGUCCUGUGUUUGCUACAUUUGAGGUUGCUGUCACCUCUCAAUUUGUCUCAAAGAAUGAUGAUAAAUACACAGACUCCCUUGGACAGAUUGAAUUCCUACGCUGCAGUGCCACCCUCAAGACAAAGUCUCAGACAAAGUUCUACAUUGAGUUCCACUCCAGUUGCCUAGAAAGCUUUGUAAAAAGCCAGGAGGGAGAAAAUGAGGAAGGAAAUGAAGGCGAACUGGUGGUAAAGUUUGUUGAAGCCCUUCCUAAGUUGACUCCAAUUAUUUCAGAUCCAGAGUACCUACUGGAUCAGCACAUUCUAAUCAGCAUUAAAUCAUCAGAUAGUGAUGAAUCCUACGGUGAAGGCUGCAUUGCUCUUCAAAGUGGAGCUACAGAAUCCCAAGUCCCAAUCCAGACUGUGCUAACCCACCAUGGGGAAAAUACAGGUAUCUUUCAAGGUGAAUUCAAGCUACAAACAUCUGAAGGGAAACAGAGAGAGAAACUAUAUGAUUUUGUGAAGAUUGAACGGGAUGAAGCUGCUGGCCAGAAACCUGUCAGGGGCUUAAGCUGUGUAGACCAUGCCAAAGAAUGGGAGCAGGUGAAUAGGGAGCCUUGUUCCAGCAGGAGAUCUUCUCACAUAGUGGCCAAAGAAGCAGCAGCUAUUGCUCGCUAUCGAGGAACAACAACAUCUCUAGAUGAGCCAGGCAAAAACGAUCUCUUGCGAAGUACAGUCACUACAGAUAUGAACAAUCCCAACUACUUACGGAUGGCUGUUGCCUCUCAGCAGUUCUCUGUAACAAGCCAACUUAAGCAGAUCCCUUCACCAGACCAACAGCUGGCCCUCUGGAGUUAUGACGUACAGUCCAAAGACAGCACUUGUCUCACAGGACUAGAGUCUCCCACCACACCUUCCACCCUGUCACCUUGGUCUCCAAGACCACCCACUCAGUCUACAACUAAUCGAAAGGAUCAACUUUACACUGAGGUAAGGAAAAGCAUGGUAGAACCACUUUUACAAGAAGAAGUGUACCCCAAACCAGAGAUGAUUGACAACCCCCUGUAUGACUUUGCAAAAUCCAAGGACAAACUGCCAUCUUCGAGGGAGCAGGAGUUCUCCAAGAUGUCAUGGAAAGAGCUCCCAACUAUAUGUGACCAGAGCUUCCCUUUCACCAAGUUCCAGGAGGUUGACAGUAGCAGAACUUCUAACAGGCAACAAUCCUCCCCACCCUUCCUAGUCCCAACAUCCAGAAUUCGGUGUCACACCUAUUCCAACCAAUCUGAGGGAAAGACUGCGCUGCAUGAAAAAACUCAUGGGAAACAGAAACCCUGCGCCAACUUAGACCCCCUAGUGCCACCAUUCAAGAAACCCGUCAAAUUCUCAAGAUCUGAAGUAGGGCAGAGCAAACCUCCCAUUCCAUCAAAGAGCCAGGUGGUGCUUGAUAUGCAGAACAUCAAAGGGCGAGAUUAUCGAGACAGCUCAGAACUUCCACACCACAGAAAGCACCAAAAUGAAGAUGGGACUGUAACCUGGACAACUAUGCCGUGAAUAACAACGCCACAGAUGAAACAGUCCUGAAGUGAAUUGGCAUGGACAUUUCCCAGAGUUCAUCUUAAUAGCCUCUGAACUGGUUCACAAAACCCUGGAUUUUUUUUUUUAGUAUUUAAAAAGAUAUAAUAUCUAUAUGUCAGUACAAAUCUUCUGAGAUAUGCAAGACUACACCAAAAUACAGAGACCAACAAAUGCAGUAAUGGUUAAAAUAUUAGAUUUUUACAUUACAGCUUUGGUAAUUCUUUUGAAGAGUAAGGAGGUUGUGAACAUUUGUGUUAGAAAAGGUACUAAUUCAGGGAAUAGGAAAUAACAUGCUGAGUACAUCCAAAGAGGGCUGUGGACACACAAGUUAUCAUUGUAGGUUACUACAUUGCAGACCUAAUUGAGGGUGAUGCUUUUACAGCAAGAACCAUCUUGAAAAUGGCAGAGCUAGUCUCUUUAACAGGAUUAAGGCUGGAGUAGUAUGGAUUUUCUGGCAGUUUGCAGUGUCCCUUGGGAUCAUGGGUCUAUUAAUAAUAAUCUGCUACUGAAUUUUUCCUCAAACUAGCUUGAUAUUUUCUUGAUUGGUAACCUGAACUGGGAUAAAGGAGCGCCCUAUUAGGUACAAUAUGACUCCUAGGUGUUAAGGCCAGAAGGGCCUUAGUAAUCUUAGCUGUCCUCGUGUAUUUUUGAUAGUAACUAGAAAAAAAUGUGGACUUUUAUUUAUCAUCUUCAAGUACAAAUGUGGAGCAAAUUAAAAUGACCAUCAGAAGUUUAAAAGAAAACUCAGUUCUACUGUGUAAAAUAGAAUGUUUUACUGGUUGUUUUACUAACAUUAGAUACAUGCUGACUUCAUUGUACAUGACAUCAGAUACAAACUUUUGUUUCUUUUUACUU
Rhineura floridana is the source of this 4676-nucleotide messenger RNA. RefSeq names its product inositol polyphosphate-5-phosphatase D (gene INPP5D). Gene Ontology annotation, molecular function: phosphatase activity. The transcript is spliced from 29 exons. The coding region runs from base 180 to 3797 and encodes 1205 amino acids. The record is from RefSeq and is a predicted model, not a curated record. Gene Ontology annotation, biological process: phosphatidylinositol dephosphorylation. Lineage: Eukaryota; Metazoa; Chordata; Lepidosauria; Squamata; Rhineuridae.